GCGACGUGCUCUUUUUGCUACUGUGAUUCCUUUCACAACGUAGAAGAUUUGUACCGUUACAUCCUGGAUUUGUCGCCAUGAAUCCAAGAACCCGACCGUGGAACAGCGUGGACGUGCUGGGCGAAGAUGGCCUGUUUCGUUACGGACGCGUGGUGAAUGUGGCGGACCACGGGCUCUACAUCGACUUCUUCUGCCCCGGUCGCCGCCGGGAAUUCACCCCUUUCCAAGGGGUGUUCCUGAAUGAUGACGGCCGAUACCUGGACCACAACGACCGGGCCCGAACCAAUCCUCCGCCUGAAAUACCCGCAGAAGUUCUGGUUCGCGAUAGUGCAUCGGGUGCUUGGACGUGGUUCCCCGCGCAGAUAGUCAUGAGAGAAGUCGACAUCGCGCAAUCCAAAUACGCCGUGGCCGUAAUCCAGCACGGGCAACCCGAGAACUGUACAGAUGUGGUCCCCAUGUCGCGUAUCCGCUGGAAAAAGGAGAUCAGUGUGCAGCAGUCCCAGGUCGAGGCCGAAAUCGGGAAUCUGCCAAAGUGCAUGGUGAAAGGGACGUUCGUCAAGCGCACUCUACAGCUACCGGAAAGUUGUCCCAUACAUUUGGCUUCAGCCGCACUUCAGGAGCAGAAACGUGGAUUGAACUACCAGCUCUGGUAUGCGGCCCAAGCGGAAGGGGUGGAUAUUGAGGACGGAUGUGUGGUGUAUAUUCAGCGUCGAUGCGAUGUUGGAAUGGAAGCCGACGAUAUUCAUUUGACUAAGGAACUGGAAAAUCUGAACAAGCUUCACAGGGCGUUGAUUGAUAUUGUUCCACAAAUCUCGGAACCGUUAAUCGAGGUUUCAGCAAUGAAGGAAGGCGUCAUGUUGCCACCGGAAUUGUGGAGAGAGGUCUUCUCAUACCUGGACACUGUGACGCAGACCAGACUGCGCACUGUCUGCACAAAAUGGAACAAUGUUCUGGAUUCCACUUUAUUGAAUGCGGAUAUUGUUCUCGACAGCAUGGCACCCACCUUGUCGGAACUGUGCCAAGAUCUUGGGAAACAUAUUUUAUGAUCGCAGCUCUCUUCAAGCGUCUUUCCCCGUCCACGCACCACAUUGUCAUCGCAGAUCGAGGACAAUGUUUGACGGGACCUGACAUUACGAAAGUGCUGAAUAUUCUGAAUUUCAUCAAACUGCGUAAUGCCGGCAUCCGACUGAAAGCCAUCUUCCUCGUCGGACUGAAGAUGUCUCUGCUGAGAAGCCCGGAUAAGCGCCAACAAGGAUCUGAAUGCCGGUAUCAUCAACAUGUUUCUGCUCUAGCCAGCAUUCCUUCCCCGCUUUCCGGCCUCCCCCGCGGGAAUCUUCGGUGUGAUGAUAUCCAUUUGAUCCGAUGCAACAUCACUGUGGCAUGCACGGAUCGAUUGGUGCUAGACGUGAAAAUUAUGAAGAGUCGACAGCGCAUUACGGGCCGUAUAUUAGACGCGCUGUGGAGUGCCAUGGAAGCGGAAUUAUCAGCGCCAGGCGAUACGGAGUUGCGUCGCCUGUUCAACUGGUUGAAAUUCGAAAAAAUUAAACCCGAACUGGUUAGAAGUUCAAAUUCAGUGCCAUAUAUUGCGGACUGGACGAAAUGCACAGCCAUGAUCUGCAAGUUACUGUGCGCGCUGCAAUCGGCGGAUCCGCGUCCCUCGCUGCAUUACCGCGGGAAGAAGUGGUGUGUGGAUGGUCUGCGGCGUUUGAAGCCGGAGAAGCUGUCGCGUUUGUCGCUCCAUUUCCUCAACCUACUGAUGAAGGCCUUGCCUUGCUAAUAGUUCCAGAUUCAUGCCAGACCGAGAUUUAUGUAGUUAUCCUUUCGCGGAUUUUUUUGUUAACUCAUUGUUCUAUUUGUUACGAACUUAUUACUAAUAUUAUCUUUUAAUUUUUAAUAAAUGUUUUGAUUUUAUCCCGGUCUCAGGAAUGGAUGCCGGCGU
This is a messenger RNA of Paramacrobiotus metropolitanus, 1939 nucleotides long. RefSeq lists its product as uncharacterized. Gene Ontology annotation, molecular function: protein binding. NCBI's taxonomy places the organism in Eukaryota, Metazoa, Tardigrada, Eutardigrada, Parachela, Macrobiotidae. The record is from RefSeq and is a predicted model, not a curated record. The transcript is spliced from 3 exons. Bases 78 to 1046 code for a protein of 322 amino acids.